UUCGUUAGAAACGAGGAAGUGGGAGAGUUGGUGCUGUGGGUACAGUGUGGACGCAUUCUGGGUUUAACUGAAACGUGUUUAACAGGACACCGAGGAGGAAACAGCAUACUUCAGUGUUGUGUGGAUGUUGAUGUAGGAAAGGGCGAAGAUUGAGAUGGAUGAGGGGGCUCGCAGCUGCUUGCUGCGCUCCAGGACAACCCUGGAGCAGGACAUCAAGGCUUCCUACCUCAUGGACCACAUGAUCAGUGAUGGGGUCCUGACUGGAGAUGAGGAGGAGAGGAUAAUCAAAAAGCCCACCAGAAAGGAGCAGGCAGCAGCACUGUUGGAGAUACUACUGUGCAAAGACAACAGGGCGUACAUCUCCUUCUACAACGCGCUGGUCCGAGAGAGCUACGGAGACCUGGCCGGUCUGCUUCACAGCGACCUGCCACAGCUCAGCCCUGAGGGGGAAAAGAGCUACUUUAACGGGAUCUCUCCCUCGGUGCAGGUGAUCCUGAGUGAGGGUGGCGUGCCCCAGAGGCCCAUGGUGUUUGUGAACCGUCCCACUCUGCUUAACCUGCUCCGGGAGAAGCUGAGCCGGCUGCAGAAGGCUUCGGGAUGGGUCACCGUGUUCGGCAUGGCUGGAUCAGGGAAGUCCGUGAUAGCCGCUGAGGCCGUGAGAGAUCGGACGCUGAUCAAAGAGUGUUUUCCUGAUGGAGUUCACUGGCUGUCAGUUGGGCAGUGUGAGAAAGCAGACCUCCUGGUGAGGAUGCAGUCUCUGUGCUUCAGGCUGGAGCAGGGUCAAAGUUCAGAAGCGUGCUUAAGGCCGCCCAGCUCAGUCGAGGAGGCCAAAGAGCGUUUACGCUUCCUCAUGCUGCGCAGGUUUCCCAGGUCUCUGCUGAUCCUGGAUGACGUGUGGGACAGUUACACUCUCAGGGCAUUUGAUAUCCAGUGCCGAGUGCUCCUGACCACCAGGAACAGCAGUCUCACUGACUCCGUGAGCGGUCACAGGUUCAAGGUGCCUGUUGAGAGCGGUCUGGAUGAUGAGAAAGCUCUGGAAAUUCUCGCUCUGUAUGUAAACGGGAAAUCUCAGAAUCUUCCAGAGCAGGCUCGCAGCAUUGUGAAAGAAUGCAAAGGCUCUCCUCUGGUAGUGUCUCUGAUUGGGGCGCUGCUCAGAGACUUUCCUGACCGCUGGGGCUACUACCUGGAGCAGCUGAGAAAGAAGAGAUUCCAGCGCAUACGCAAGUCUUCCUCUUAUGACUACGAGGCCCUGGAUCAGGCCAUGGAUGCAAGUCUGCAGGUCCUGGAAGAAGAACACCGAGAGCUCUACAGAGAUCUGAGCGUGCUGGAGAAAGAUGUCAAAGUGCCUGCCAAGGUGCUUUCUGUGGUGUGGGGUCUCGAGCUGGAGGAAGUGGAAGAUGUCCUCCAGGAGUUCGUGAAUAAAUCUCUGUUGUUUCGGGAUUGUAACCAGCGGCCGUAUCUCUACUACCUACACGACCUGCAGCUUGACUUCCUCACAGAGCAAAACCGCAGUCAGCUAGCGGAGCUGCAUGCUAAAGUGGUCUGUCAGUAUCAGAAAGCAUACAGAAAAAUGCCACCGCUCUCAGGAGAUGUGGAGGGAUCCUACUGGUAUCGUUUCUUGCCGCAUCACGUGGCACGGGCGGGCCUGUCCAAGGAGCUUUACUCCCUCAUGUUUUCACUAGACUGGGUGAAAAAUAAGGCUCAGGUAAUGGGAUCCGCCCACUUAAUCAACGAUUACGUGGAGCAUGGUGACAUUCUCGACAAAGAGAACAGCGAGGUGAGGCUGCAGUUUCAGGAGUUCUUGUCUUUGAACGGCCAUCAGUUGGAGCAGAGGCCUUUCCCUGACGUGGUGCAGCUGGCCCUGGCUCAGCCGCGCUCCUCAGAGGUCUACAGGCAGGCUCUUCUGCAAGCGCAGGACAGGGCCAGCAGGGGGCAGCUCUACCUGGACUGGGUGAACAAGACCAGUCUGGAGAGUCUGUCACGGCUUGUGCUGCACCCUCACCAGAACUCUGUCUACUAUGCGUGUUUCUCUCGAGAUGGCAAGAAGAUCGCCUCCUGUGGGGCCAGCAAGACACUGCGGGUGUUUAAGAGUACCUCUGGAGAGAAGGUCCAGGAGAUCCAGGCUCAUGAUGAUGAAGUUCUGUGUUGUUCCUUCUCCCCUGAUGACCGUCAGAUAGCAACCUGCUCCAGUGACAGGAAGGUUAAGAUAUGGAAUUUAGAAAAAGGCACGUUGGUGCGUGUGUUUGAUGUUGAGCACGAGGAGCAGAUUAACCACUGCCAGUUCACUAACACGUACCGGCGCAUCCUGCUGGCCACCAGCUCUAACGACAAAUUCACCAACACCAAGGUGUGGAACAUGAACAAGCAAACGUCUCAGAACACUAUGUUCGGACACACAGAUAGUGUCAAUCACUGUUGCUUCUCUCCAGACGACGCCUACCUCGCCACCUCGUCGAAUGAUGGAACGCUGAAGCUUUUUGAGGUGACCUCUGCAAACGAGUGGAAGUCUAUCGACAUCACCGCUUUGUUUCCAGAGGGCGAUGAAGGAGGUGUUUCUGUGAAGUCCAGCACGUGGUCAGCCGAUGGCAAGCGCAUUAUAGGCGCUGCAAAGAACGCAGUCUUUGUAUUUGAUGUAGCGACACUGGACAUGUUGUUGGAGAUUAAAACCAGUCGUCUAAGCACAGUGCAGUACUGUCAGGCCUGUCCGAGCAGUCAGCUACUAGCCUUAGCACUGUCACACUACACUGUGGAGCUGUGGGACUUUGAGGCUAAUAAGAAGAUGGCUGAAUGCAGUGGGCACCUGAGCUGGGUGCCUUGUGUGCAGUUCUCUCCUGACGGUUCGCUCCUCCUCUCAGCCUCCGAUGACCAGACCAUCAGACUGUGGGAGACUGAGCAUGUACAUACAUCUUCAGCCGUGGCUCUGAAGAGGGACUUUGAUGUUCUCUUCAGUCAGGAGGACAUUACGGUGGUGGCAGCUGACAGCCAGAACAGGUUACAGGUGCGUUCGGGCCCAGAGGGUAGGGUAGUGCUCGAGACGGCGAAGCAGACGUCGAGGAUUCGUUGCGUGGGUAUCUGCAGGCAGACGCCUACUGUGGCGCUGGGCAUGGAGGAUGGCAGCGUGCAGGCAGGAAGAAUGAGCGCUAGGCAUGUGCUGAGGAGCAUUGGGUGGAGAGCGCUGCAGCUGUUGAGCCUACAGCGUACGGUAGUGCUGGCACUAGGGCUAGAGCUAGGAACAGUACAGGUGCUCGAGGUUCCCUCUGGUAAGACUUUAGCAACACUUCAUGGCCACACCAAAACUGUGCACCACUGCCUCUUCACUGAUGACGGACAAACCCUAAUCACAUCCUCAGAGGAUACUACAAUCCGGGUGUGGACGUGGAUGACGGGAGAGUGUCUGACGUUAGAAGGCCAUACGGAGCCAGUUAGAAAGUUUCACCUUCUGAGCUCCUCCUCUUUAUCCUCUGCUCUGCUGUCGUGGUCAUUUGAUGGCACUGUGAAGGUGUGGGAUCUGACGUCAGGAGAGAAGCUCCAGGACCUGAAGUGCCAUCAAGGUGCUGUUCUGUCUGGUGAUGUAUCCCCUGAUGGACACCUCUUCUCCACCACCUCAGCAGACAAGACAGCGAAGGUGUGGAGCUGUUCAUCAUGGAAGAUGGUGUUUUUCUUGCAAGGCCACAAAGCUUGCGUGCGCAGCUGCCGGUUCUCCUGGGACAACAAGCGCCUUGCUACAGGUGAUGACAACGGAGAGAUCAGGCUUUGGAACAUGUUGAAUGGAAACCUGCUGAAGAUCUGCUCCCGGGAGAGCAAGGACUCCAUGGAUUCCUUCCACGGAGGCUGGGUGACUGAUUUGCACUUCUCUCCUGAUAGCAAGGUCCUUGUAUCUACCGGCGGAUACAUCAAGUGGUGGAGUGUGGACAGAGGAGAAGCCCUGCAGACCUUCUACACCACAGGAAACAACCUGAAGCGCAUCUGUGUCUCGUCUGACUUCAAAACGUUUGUCACCAUCGACAACAUCGGCAUCCUGUACAUCCUGAAGCAGGUGGAACAAGGACAGCUUUAGGAUGGACCAUCUAGAAUUCAGACUCAUAAAUCAUUUCUUGUGUUUUAUUUCUGGCCUGUCUGCAGCUUCUUUAGAAGGUCUAGAAGGUUUUGUGAACUCAGCUGUAACUUCUGAAAAUGACCUGCUGUAUGCAUGUUCUGUUGCCUUGUGGAAGCAAAUCAGUGCUUUUCUAGGACAAUCUUCGUCUUUCUGUUCUAAUUUAAAACAUGUUCUCAAUGACACCACGUUGGAGGGAGAAAGAAGCCCUGCACCACUGUGCCUGAGCGUUUGAUCUACAGCCUUAAAAGCUCAAAAAAUAUACCAGUAUGGAAAGCACUGCCUCUUAGGUUUGAUGUGCUGGGCAUAAUAUACGGAUAAUGUUUUAGUAAGAUAAAAUUAAUGACCCACAUUUUAUUAGAGAGUUGCAAAAUGGAGUAGAAGCAGUUGCACUGUGCUUUAGACCUUAAUGAAAGCAGCUGAGCAGGUAGCUUUGCACUGUCAGUAUUCCAGCCUUAUAUAUUCUCUAAAGUGUCUACAAUCACAGCUGAAGGAUAGCGGCUAAUCAGAUGCUGAUGCUAAAAAUAAAGCUGAUGUUUUACGCCAGGGAUGAAAUUGUAUAUGAACAUCAGUGCCCUAAAUGCUGCAAGAAAAAAUGGUACUAUUACAGUUGAUUGAGUGAAGACGAGUGAAGUGCAGUCAGUGUAUUUUACAGACCUGUAAUACCAAAGACCAUACUUAAAAAAAAAAAAGAAGGAAAGAAAGAAAGAAAUUGUCACAACAGAGAAUUUGAUAAGACGUAAAGCACAGUAGCAGCAAUAGAUGAAUAAGAACUGAGUAAUAACUGUGGAAAAUUGUUUUAAGGCUCCCAUGUCUUUAAUGAAAAGCUAAUAAAUGUCGGUGCAUAAUUAUUUUAACUCUAGAGUUGUUCUCUCGCAGUGAGGACCUGCUGAUUGUGGAAUGAAAUGGAGUUAACUCAGGUGUUUUGCAUGGUAGACACAGUGUACUUUAAAACACACUUUUCUAUAAAACUGUUGGAUAUCUUUUUAAAAUUAAGGCUUUUUGAGACUUUUGUAAACAUCCAAAGGCAUGUGCGGAUUAAAUCAUUUUUGCCUGAAAAAUGUUAAUUGUCAAUGUCAAUGUAAAGUUCAUUUAGAAUUUUCUGCACAAGAACUGGCUUUUAUAUGUUCCAGUCAGUCCUGUUUCUAAUAAAGCUGUGUAUGUAUUGUCGUACAAAGAACCAGGGAGAAUGUAGAGGGCAAUUCCAAGUGUCAACCUUAAUGUGGAAAAAUAAAGGAUUUUAAACUUUUAAAA
Molecule: messenger RNA, 5347 nt
Organism: Pangasianodon hypophthalmus (striped catfish)
Lineage: Eukaryota; Metazoa; Chordata; Actinopteri; Siluriformes; Pangasiidae
Gene: apaf1
Product: apoptotic peptidase activating factor 1
Exons: 28
Coding region: 155-4057 (1300 amino acids)
Biological process (GO): apoptotic signaling pathway; regulation of apoptotic process
Cellular component (GO): apoptosome
Molecular function (GO): protein binding; ADP binding
Source: RefSeq, a predicted model, not a curated record